This is a messenger RNA of Penicillium olsonii, 489 nucleotides long. The record is from the annotation of a GenBank genome assembly. NCBI's taxonomy places the organism in Eukaryota, Fungi, Ascomycota, Eurotiomycetes, Eurotiales, Aspergillaceae.
AUGCCGUGGCGCCCGAGUCCUCAGGCACACACAAUUUCUGAUUCAGGUGUCGAUGCACGUGACUGGAGCUCUCCAUACGACAGACACUGCGACCUCAUGGUAUCUUCGACUAACACGCCUUCUUCAUAUCCACCAUGUCUACAGCUCCUGACCCAAAGAUCCAAUCUCCUCAACAAGCCCAAGAGCGAGCUCACGGAAUAUGAGGUCGCUCUUGUUGAGGAGCACGAGCUCACUGCCGGCCCGCUGUCCCUCCUUCAGACCGCCACCCGCUCACACACCCAGGUCCUGAUUUCGUGCCGUAACAACCGCAAGCUGUUGGCCCGCGUCAAGGCCUUUGACCGACACUGCAACAUGGUUCUCGAGAACGUGAAGGAGAUGUGGACCGAGAAGCCCAAGGGCGGCAAGGGCAAGGGCGUUAACAAGGAUCGCUUCAUCAGUAAGAUGUACGUGCCUCCAGCCUCGGAGAGAUCUUCCCCACCCGGAUUUUGA